Messenger RNA from Zerene cesonia (dogface butterfly), 3550 nucleotides. RefSeq lists its product as uncharacterized. Lineage: Eukaryota; Metazoa; Arthropoda; Insecta; Lepidoptera; Pieridae. The transcript has 8 exons. The record is from RefSeq and is a predicted model, not a curated record. The coding region runs from base 85 to 3519 and encodes 1144 amino acids.
GUAUAGCAGGAAAACAGGUAUAAUAACCGACUCAUCUAUAAAUGUGCUUCAGUGUUGCAUCGUUCUUUGUCACGCCAUAUUAAAAUGGCGUGUGUAAAAACUAUCGCCUUUUUGGCGUUUUAUGUUGCAGUUGUAGUGUGCUAUCGUAGUAGGGAAAAGCAGCAAAAGCCGAUAGUGACAUUAAGAGAGGGUAAAAUCAGAGGAACAAUAGAAACCAUCUAUGAUGGAUCGUCAUAUUAUAGUUUCAAAGGCAUACCGUACGCCGAAGCGCCGGUUGGGGAACACAGAUUUGAAUCAGAAUCAUUACCUCCAAAACCAUGGCAAGGCAUCCGGGACGCCUCAAAGCAUGGUCCGGUGUGCACCCAAUACGACUUUACCAUCUCACAAUACAUAGAGGGCAGUGAACAAUGCUUAUUCGUUAAUAUAUAUACAAAGUCAUUAAAACCAGAAUCUAAAAUACCAGUAAUGGUAUUCAUUCACGGUGGUUCUUACAUGUCAGGCUCUGGUAAUUCAGAUACUUUCUCACCAGAUCUCUUAUUAGAACAUAACGUGAUUCUAGCGACCAUCAAUUAUAGAUUAGAGUUGUUAGGAUUCCUCUCUGUGGAUACUCCAGAUGUACCUGGUAGCGGUGGCAUAAAGGACACGGUAAAGGCUCUUCGAUGGAUCAAAGAGAAUAUCGCGAAAUUUGGCGGUGACCCGGAUAACAUUACUAUAUUUGGAGAAAGUUCAGGCGGUUCGUCCGUAACGUACCUUAUGUUGUCUCCAACUGCCAGAGGACUGUUUAAUAAAGUCAUUGCUCAAAGUGGUACAUGUUUCGAAGACUGGGCUCAAGCUAGAGGAAUGAAAGAAAGAGCAUUUAGAGCAGCCAAACUAUUGGGCAAGGACACAAAUGAUGUUGGAGAAUUGUUACAGUUCUUAAGAAGCUUACCAGCUCUCAAUCUCACUAACCUUACUGAACAAACCAUGACGGAGGAAGAGAAAUAUCGAGGCUUCCCUGAACAAUUCAUACCUGUUCUUGAAAAACAUUUCAAAAAUGUUAAAGCAUUUAUAAGCGAAGAUCCAGUACAAAAGGUCGCUCAAGGAAAAGUUCCCAAUAAGGUACCAAUAAUGUUGGGUUACAAUUCCGGCGAGGGUAUAUCAGUAAUUUCAGAAGAAAUUAAAAAACUCGAUGUCAAAAAUAAUAAUGUAACCUAUUUCGUACCAAGGCAAAUCGUUGAAGCUGUGUCUAAGGAAAAAGCAUUAGAAUUCGGUGAUAGGAUUCAGAAGUUCUACGCUGGAAGUAGAAGCAUAUCAAAAGAAAACCCUGAUAUUGUCCGUGAUAUUUUAACAGAUACAAAUUUCGCAUAUAACACACACAGAUUUGCUUAUAUGUAUAGCGUAUUUAACGCUCCGGUAUACAUGUAUAGAUUUAACUAUGAAACUGACUUAAAUAUAAUCAAGAGAUACUCUUCUUAUAAAGACUUGCCAGGAGUUAGUCAUGCUGAUGAGUUGUUCUAUCUGUUUUAUAAUAACCUUAACAAAGAGGCAUAUGACAAUCAACCGAAGCUGAGAGAUAUUGCGUACGAAGUUACAAAACUAUGGACUGAUUUUGCUAAAUAUAGUAACCCAACACCCGAUGGCAGUUUAGGAGUAGAUUGGCUCCCAUACACACCAUCAGGCAAGGAAUACUUCAAUAUACAAGAGAAAUAUUCCGUUGGAAGGUACGCUGAUCAGCAGCGCAUGGAAUUCUGGGACCAGAUAUAUAAAGAGGCUGGUCUGCCGCACAUGGGACACAUAAAGGACUCGAUUAUAAAUUUUACUCAUUCAAAGCCAGUCUGCUCUUAUGUCUACAGGAAAAUGUUUAACAAAAAUAAUAUCAUUUGUAUCCUCCUAUACGUCUCUAGUUCAUCUUGUUUUCACCCGGAGAUAAGACAUGAGAGACCUAUAGUGACAAUAACUGAUGGCAAAAUAAAGGGCACGGUCGAAAGGAUUUAUGAUGGAUCUCCAUAUUACAGUUUUAAAGGGAUUCCGUACGCUGAAGCUCCUGUUGGGGAGAAAAGGUUUGAGGCUCCACUGCCUGUCAAACCGUGGAACGGUAUCCGUGAUGCCGCAGAGCAUGGACCUAUUUGUGUACAAGCAAAUUUAACAACGUCUCAGACAACUGGAAGUGAACAAUGUUUAUUCCUGAAUGUCUAUACUAAAUCUCUAGACACACAGUCCAAAAUACCGGUGAUGGUGUUUAUUCAUGGCGGUGCAUAUGACUCGGGAUCAGGAAACUCUGAUAUGUACUCGCCAGAUCUGAUCAUACAACAUGACGUCAUAUUGGUAACUAUAAACUACCGCUUGGAUCUUUUAGGUUAUAUAUCUUUAGACAUUCCCGAAGUACCAGGUAAUGCUGGAAUGAGAGACCAAGUUAUGGCCCUUCGCUGGAUUAAAGAAAACAUUAUGAAAUUUGGAGGUGAUCCUGACAGCAUAACCAUAUUUGGGCAAAGCUCUGCAGGAACAGCUGUUACUUAUCUUAUACUGUCACCGAUGGCUCAGGGGUUGUUCCAUAAAGCCAUAGCACAGAGUGGAGUCUGUGUGCAAGACUGGGCUCAAGGGAGAAACUUAGUACAGAGAGCGUUUAGAGCAGCUGCAGUUCUAGGAAAACAGACAAAGGAAGUUGGUGAAUUACUGGAAUUUCUUCGUAGUCUACCAGCCAGCAAUCUCACUAAUCUUAGUAGCAAGACUUCAACUCAAGAUGAAAAAUACAGAGAUUUGGGUCAAAAAUUUGUUCCUGUUGUUGAAGCUAGAUUUCCAAAUGUUGAGCCAUUUAUAAGCGAGGAUCCUGCGUUAAUGCUGUUGCACGGUAACGCUAGUAAAGUACCACUAAUGCUUGGGUAUAAUUCUGGCGAUGGAAUUAAAUCGAUUUCUAGAGAAAUAACAAGAUUGGACGUAAGUAAUAAAAAUUCAUCAUACCUUGUGCCUAGUACCUUAGUUGAUAGACUUUCGGAAGAGCAAAUAAUCAAAGUUGGAGCAAGAAUAAAAAGAUUCUAUGUUGGUAGUGGGAAUUUCAGCCAAGAUCAUCCUGAGAAUAUACGUGAUAUGGCAACAGAUUUGCAUUUCGCAUACAACACGCACAGAUUUGCUUACCUCUAUAGCAGCUUGCAAGUACCAGUGUACAUGUAUAGAUUUAAUUACGAUACUGAGUUGAACAUAGCUAAAAAAAUCACGCCAUAUAAAAAUCUAGAUGGCGCCAGUCACGCAGAUGACUUAUAUUACUUGUUUUACAAUAUGUUCAAUAAAAAAGUUUUGGAUAGUGAUCCGAAAUUAAGAAAAUAUACCUAUGAAAUUACAAAAAUGUGGACCGAUUUCGCCAAAACUGGUAACCCCACGCCCGAUGGCAGUCUAGGAGUAGAUUGGCUCCCAUACACACCAUCAGGCAAGGAAUACUUCAAUAUACAAGAGAAAUAUUCCGUUGGAAGGUACGCAGAUCAGCAGCGCAUGGAAUUCUGGGACCAGAUAUACAAACAGGCUGGUCUGCCGUACAUUGGACACUAAAUAUAAUGAAGAUUGUAAAAUAAUUUGAAUA